This is a messenger RNA of Vigna radiata var. radiata (mung bean), 1291 nucleotides long. Its product is annotated as chloroplast envelope quinone oxidoreductase homolog. The record is from RefSeq and is a predicted model, not a curated record. Bases 100 to 1086 code for a protein of 328 amino acids. NCBI's taxonomy places the organism in Eukaryota, Viridiplantae, Streptophyta, Magnoliopsida, Fabales, Fabaceae. Gene Ontology annotation, molecular function: oxidoreductase activity. The transcript is spliced from 4 exons.
CGCGUUACCUUUUGGCAUGUUUCUCUUCCUUUCUCCUACUCCCUGCUUCCUUUCUGCUUCACACUAACACACUCCACACCUUUCUUCUCAGCUGGGGAUAUGGGAAAGCUCAUGCAUGCGGUUCAGUACAACAGCUACGGUGGAGGAUCCUCUGCCUUAAGGCAUGUUGAAGUUCCCUUGCCCACUCCCAGUAAAGAUGAGGUUUUGAUUAAGUUGGAAGCAGCUAGUCUAAAUCCAUUUGAUUGGAAAGUACAGAAAGGCAUGUUGUGGCCACUUUUGCCCUCCAAGUUCCCAUAUAUACCUGGUACUGAUAUAGCAGGAGAGGUCAUAGAGGUUGGUAGGAGUGUACGAAAGUUCAAACCUGGAGACAAAGUUGUAGCCCUUGUCAGCCCAUUUAGUGGUGGAGGACUGGCUGAGUUUGCUGUUGCUAAGGAAAGCAUCACUGCAUCAAGACCAUCAGAAACCUCAGCAUCAGAAUCUGCUAGCUUACCUGUAGCAGGUUUGACAGCUCUCCAGGCAAUCACCAAAACCAUAGGGAUCAAACUUGAUGGGAGCGGUGAACGGAAAAACGUUUUGAUCACUGCUGCAUCAGGUGGUGUAGGUCACUAUGCCAUCCAACUGGCAAAGCUAGGAAACACUCAUGUGACAGCAACAUGUGGUGCUCGCAACAUUGAAUUGGUCAAAAGCUUAGGGGCUGAUGAGGUAAUUGACUAUAAGACCCCAGACGGUGCUGCUUUGAAGAGUCCCUCUGGUAAGAAAUAUGAUGCUGUGAUACACUGUGCAGUGGGCUUUCCUUGGUCCACCUUUGAGCCUAAUUUGACCUUAAAUGGAAAGGUUGUAGACAUAACUCCAAGCUCUGCUUCAAUGUUGACAUUUGCUCUGAAGAAACUUACCUUCUCCAAAAAGCAACUUGUGCCUUUGUUUUUGUUACCCAAGGGUGAGGACCUUCAAUAUCUCAUCGAUUUAGUCAAGGAAGGAAAGCUUAAAACCGUGUUAGACUCCAAAUAUCCUCUAACUAAGGCUGAAGAUGCUUGGGCCAAGAGUAUUGAUGGUCAUGCAACUGGGAAGAUAAUUAUUGAGUUCUAGAUAUGCAUACGAAUGCUCCAUAAACUGAAUUUACUGUAUGAUAUGAAUUGAUUCAGGAAUACCUUUGAGUUUUACUUUGGUAUGACAUGAAUCACUGUAACAUAAGAUUUGUUUGGCCCUGGAUACUGUAACAUACAAUUUGGUUGGAAAAAGUGACCGUAUGUACUGCCUAUAUAUGAUAAAAGAUGACUAUAUGCUUGUUAGA